This is a messenger RNA of Rhopilema esculentum, 8239 nucleotides long. RefSeq names its product ral GTPase-activating protein subunit alpha-1. The record is from RefSeq and is a predicted model, not a curated record. NCBI's taxonomy places the organism in Eukaryota, Metazoa, Cnidaria, Scyphozoa, Rhizostomeae, Rhizostomatidae. Gene Ontology annotation, biological process: positive regulation of GTPase activity; regulation of small GTPase mediated signal transduction. Gene Ontology annotation, molecular function: GTPase activator activity. Gene Ontology annotation, cellular component: cytoplasm; nucleus.
GCUUGCGCACUGUUUUACAACAUAGGUGCAAUCCAAAGCAAGAUGGCGGUCGACAUUUAUAAGGUGUCAGCUAAGUUGCAGCAUGAUCUUAAAAUAGUUUGACCGGAUAACACGCCAGAAAUCAACAUUUGACAUAUUUUGGAGAUGUAAAAUUAACCAAUAGUAAAGAUGCUAGCAGAAAAUUCUGGACAGCUAUUUGUUAAAGUUGUAUUAUCGUCAUCGUGAUGUUUCACAGCAGAAAAGGAAGCCACGAUGUGAAGAGGGCGAAUUCAAGGUUUAUAGACCCUCGGAGAGAUACUCACACUCGAUUCAGAGCCCUAAGAACGUUGUUAGAUCAGCAACCUCUUGGUGAAAUCAAGAAACUAUUUCAAAGACAUUACGUAGAUAUAUAUUACAUUUUCUAUGAGGAAUUGAAUGCCCUUGUUGCUGCAUUCAAGUCAAAAGGUUACAGAUCAUUUAAAGAAGAGUUAGAAGGACUUUUACUAAUCCUUGAGAAGUUGCUACUUCUUGUUCCUGAAAGAAUAUAUGAAAGAUGGCAGUUCAACAGCAUUGGAUUAAUUUUACGAAGACUCCUUCAUCAUGGAAAUAUGAUAGGGGUGCGAGAGAUUGGGGUAAAAUUAUAUCUGUUGUGGCUUCAAGAUCUGCAAGAAAAUGUUGAUGAGCUUGGUUUGCUGGUGUAUGGGAGCAUUAUUCCUGGUUUCCCCAACCCUCUCAACAAAAUCAAUGCAUCAAAAAUAUACAGACCCCAGAAGUUCAUUGAAUCUGUCUAUUCUUGUAUGAGUGGCACUGGAUAUACAACAGUGACAUCAUCUCAGUAUCUGUCAUAUCUUGAGAUUGACUCAGAUUGGUGCAACACGGAAGCAAUAAUACCAUUGUUACCACCGCCCCAAGGCGAGAAAAAUCCCUCACCUGAAAGUCUUACGACAAGGUUCUUAGACAGGUUGUUGGAUUAUAUGACUAAAAAGAUGAUGGAUGUCAGCUGGAAGGACAUAAAAAUGCGGGAAAGUGGUUUCUACUACUUAUUCCAGCAUUUCAAGCGGUUUUACCUACCAUUUAUCUUUCCUCUUUGGAACCCUGUUGAUACGCUAUAUGUGAAUCAGGAAGAUGUGCAACAAGCCCAAAUCGUGGAAACAAAAACAGGCGAAGAAUCACAAACACAGAUGAAUUGUCGCUGGAGAGUCCUAUGCUGGUUCGUCGCCUUCACUAUUCGAUUUAAAAAGCCGGGACGACGGAACGAGGAAGACCGGAUAUCGGAAUCUUCGAACACUGAUGACUCGGUUAACAACGAUGCUUACUCCCCUGCAGCUACAACAGACGAGAAAAGCAUUCUUCAGUACGAAACACUGUUCGACACUGCCGAAGUAGUUAGAUCAGUUCUCUACUCAACGAAAGACAAUGUUGUCUGCUUACAUGAAGUAUUUCGCCAGGGAUUCCUUAUGCCGAUUUCAUGGUCUGACAUAAUUUGCAGAGUGAUGACUGUGUAUCAUGAGUGGUUCAAACCUACAGAGCGACCAAUAUUUAUGCAAGAAAAUCUGCUACCAGAGGGAGCAGAGACGCUUGUUAUCGAGAACACUGCAACUCUUGUUCCAGACGAUAGAUCACCUUUAUUGCGCACAUCGUCUUAUAAAGAGGCUGUUGUCAAUUGUGAUCGAGGCUUUUUUCCAAGAGUACCAAUUGAAUACGUACGGGCGGGUCUGCAAGCAAAUAUCCGACUAUUUGUCACGAAUUCUAGCUACGUAUUUUUUGCACAAACAGGACAGGAUCUGCUUCAGAAACAGGCUGAAGUUUGUAGAAAGGUCAUCAAAAUGUAUCGUAACAUUGUCCUCGAACAAGCAUUGGAUGCACAAACAUGGAACCAAUUGCUUGUAAUUCUUUUGAAAAUAACUGGAUAUACACUGAAGGGGAGGCCGCCGGUUCCACGUGAAAAGACUCUUGGAGGGCAGCUCUCUACGUAUAUUUUCCAGACGCUGUUUGUAACUUGGAUAAGAGCAAGUCUGCAAGUCAAUGUGCCAUUAGAGCUUUGGAACGAGCUGCUGCGAGUUAUAUCAUCCCUUACUUCAUGGAAUGAGAUGAUUUCCGAAUGGGCGGGGACAAUCGAAACACUGACGAGAGUGCUGGCACGAACAGUAUAUGGCGUUGACCUAGCAGAUUUACCUUUGGAACGGCUAACAGAGCAAAAGCGGAAGAAGCAAAGGGGAAGAGUGUCGGCCAUUUCAGACCCCCAAGGCUGUUAUGCAACAAAGAAAUCGUUUGCACGUGGUUGGAGUCGGUAUUACAAGAGUGACGCAGAGGGAGAGCAGAAAUCCGAGGCAUCAGAUGCCGAAAGCAAUGCGUCGAAUGUCAGAGAUUUUGUGGCCCUGUUGCCAAGAACAACUUCAGUUUCUUUUCAAACUGGCCAGGAUGGACCCAAAAAGUCUUCGUUGAGAGUUAUACAGAGUGAAAGUUCACUAACUGCAGCUUCCGUCUUGCCAGACGUUGUUUCCGGAGAUCAAGGUUACGAGGGCCCGGUCGAACGAAAAAGAACACUGCUUGAAGUUGCCGACGAGGAUGAAACCGGCGAACUUCCUCUUCGCAAUGUACCAGAGGCUGAAGGGAAAGCAAGAGAUGCCCCCAUGUCCCCAGUGCCUGUGAUCGAUGCCCCUCUGCUUGAUGCUCCUCUUGCGAUCCAAGAAACUUCAAGCAGUGACUCAUCGGCAGAAUUCGAUCGACCACAAUCCACAGCUUUCAAUGUUGAUAAUGACGAUGAACGGUCUGAAGAGACUGAGGGACUCCUUAACGAAGUGCUUGAGUCUGCCGACCGAAUUUAUAGCCGGCAUGUUCAUGGGCGAAAAUCAAAAAGCAACAGCAUUUCAAGCGAGGAUAGUUUUGCGAGUUGUGCAAGCUUUCCAUACUCCGAGGUGAUCCUGAAAAGUGACGGCUCACGAAGUGUCACUCCCAGCAUUGCGUCAGAUCGCUUAAGUAGGGAUGAUUUAGACCAGUUUUACGCGCAAGCCGAAGCUCACAGAUCCACCAACAGUCUACUAGAUGUUCAAACAGCUUCUGGUCUCAGUCAGUCUGACGAAAAUAACAGUGAAAAAUCUUUGGAUACGAAACCCCCUGACAUAAUUAGCGAUCACUCAAGCGCUACUGAUCCCGAUCUAAUCAGCUUCGAUUCCGAUGUGCAACUUUCGUCCAAGGCAACAGGAAGCGACUCGCAAAGCCUGGACAGCGCUGCAUUCACACUGUACGAAGGAGACACUGUUGGUAGUUUCAAAGUGCCAAAGGGAAAGAUAUUAGAAUCAAGAGUGACCCUAGAAUCUAGGGGGAGUUUCACUUCCAGUUGUUCGACGUUGGUUGGUGAUCAUUCAGAUACACGUCAGCAUGUUCGAUUUGCGGAAGAUACGAGAGAAGAGCCUGUUUCUGGUCCAGAGAGUAUGGACUCUUCUGACAGAUUUCGAGAAAGACAAGACACCCUGACUGAGGAUUCUGAAAGCAAUGAGGCUGUUGAAGAACAAAGUGUAAUUGCAGGGGGGAAAGCUGAGGGUUGGACCCCAGUUUCUGCAACAGUUUUAUGGCGAAGGAUGAUUGGGAUACUUGGAAACAUAAACAAGAUCAAAGAUCAGAACAUACAUGCCAAAGUAUUUGAACAUUUGAUAGAUACUUGGAGCAUGCUUCACACGGUACGGCAAAACCAAGGAAUUUCCCUCGACAACAGAUCUACUCCUCCACAACCACGGCUAAUUCCACCGUUGCUAUUCUGCUCAUCAUGGUGCUUUGAGGCAAUGUCUCUAAGUCGGGCUUCUGAUCACAAGACCGGUCGCAUGUUAGCUUAUAAGUUGAUGUGUUUGAUGACUGUCCGUCGACAUGACAAUGACGUGUCUCGAGAACACCUUACACACUUCUAUCGCCUUCUACAUGCUGGGCUUACUGGCUCUGAUCAAGAUGUCAUCAAUUCCAUUAUCAGUCAAAGUGUGGAUUUCUACAGCUUUGCUUUCUCUGGCUCUUCUGCCCUUAUCCUUGAUUUUGUUUUUGCUGCAAACACAAUUAUUUCAACACAAAAUCUAAAGCACCCAAGGAAAGAGGCUGUGUCUUUGCUAGGAUCGUUGUUGUGUUAUCCUCAUUUGUACGCCGAUAUGAAAAUUCACCAGCCGAUUAAGAAAGUUGGUGAUGCAGAAGCGGUUAUUUGUGGUAAAGACUUACGGGAGCAUAUCAUUGUUCCACUCCUGAAGGCUGCAAAAACAGACCCUUCCUGUCUCGCAAGAUGUGCAUCGCUAAACUGUUUAGGGGUUUUUGUAAUGGAAAGUAUUAUGAAUUCAGAAGGCCACCCACGAGUGACAGAAUGCUUGUGCGUCAUCUUAGCAUCACUGUGUUUCCACAACAAAGCCGUUUCAAAUGUUGCCCUUGAUAUAAUCUGGUCAUUGAAAUUCGUGUAUGAGGAGCUGAGCUGCCAUGACACAGUUUUGCCGUUGAAACUAUUGGAGGCACUUUGUUUAACAACUCUACAGCUUUUGCUUGAUUAUAAAUCUGGCAGUCCUGAUAUGAACAGUGAUACGGCCCCUGAGUUCAUAUCCAAGAUGGUACUUUGUGUGUUAGACUGGGCCAUGGUCAUUUCAAAUUCACAGCUGCUAACGAAACGCAAAGACUCGGUCGAUUGCGCUACUUAUCUGGCUCUUGUUUUCAAGACUUUCAAACGAGCGCAUGAUGGUUAUUCGCCAGCAAAGUAUCCAGAGAAACGACGGUCUGUCAACAUAAAUCAAGUAAUGGCUGGUGACAGCCGACCAAUUCGCCUGUCGAGGGUUCAAGACGACGUGUCAGAUUUUCCGGAUGGUUUUGAGGGACAAGAGGGGAAAGAAAUUUUACAAGAUUUUGCAUUAGAAGCUGUGCUUGAGAAAAGAAAAGAGCUGAUCAAAAUCACUUCGAAAUACGCAAUCACUCAGCUGAUAAAUUAUCUCGGCCACUUUCCGUUUAAUACCGGAGCUGUUCGACCCCAUAGUCAAGUUAUGGAAAAUGAGGACGAUUCUACCAAUGAAGAAGAUUUAACGCCAUCAAUAUUCGAUCAAGACAAUGUACAGUUCUUUUUGCUGAACAAAGCUACCCUGCUCUCGGCUGUUGAAAUUAAUUUGAAGAAAGACGAGAAGAUUGAUAGCCCGCUUCAAUCAUAUGACAAGUUUUGUAGAUUCAUUUUGCGAGACAUGACGGGAAAGUACUGUUGGGAUCACUCUGUUUUAUUUCCAGAGAAAAAGAUUUUGGACGAACCUGAUAUGGGCUCCUCAUUCUUCAGCUGGCUGCGCAGUUUCCGUGGAAAGAAACUAGUAACCAGCGGAUGGAACAAGAGUUUUGAAUCCGGGAGUCCAAGACUGCUCACGUGGGACGAGAGCUCGAAUGUUGAUAGAAUAGAUCAGAUGUUGUACUAUGUUGGAAAUACCAGCCCAGAAUGCCUGAUAUUCCGGGACCAAGCCUUGAAUGUACCAGCUCCGGUUCCAGAACAGAUAACAACAGAUAUCCAAUCGUUAGUCGUCACAUCGGUCUUAAAGCAGCACAAUAAAGAACAGAAUUAUGUUCACGAAAUAAGAGACGACGAUAGAAUAAACGCUACGAGGAUAGAUGCACCAGAGGUGAUCGAAUCAACUGCACCAUUUUACCUCUCUCGAUAUUUCAUCCAUCAGUUUGGCCUUUUGUCUUGGGAAAAGCGGCAAGAGAUAGAUCUUUUGAAAAAGUCGGCAGGAUUGAUACGAGAGCUAAAGAACCUUGAUAGCAGACCAUGCCGGGAGACUCAUAAAAUUGCCGUGUUUUACGUUGGUUCUGGGCAGGAAGACAAAAUGUCGAUUAUGUCAAACACUGCUGGCAGCAAGAUGUUUGAAGACUUCGUAUCUGGCAUGGCGUGGGAGGUCGAUCUUGCAACUCACAGUGGCUUUAUCGGUGGUCUUGAACGAAACCUCUCGACUGGAAACUCUGCUCCCUACUUCGCAACACAUGACUUGGAAGUGAUUUUUCAUGUUUCCACAAGAAUGCCGCUUUCUGAAGGAGAGUCUGGCAUUAUAACAAAGCUUCGUCACCUUGGUAAUGAUGAAGUUCAUAUUGUUUGGUCUGAGCAUUCAAGAGAUUUCAGAAGAGGCAUUGUAAACAUGGAAUUCGGAGAUGUGAUUAUCGUUAUUUAUCCACUAAAGAACAAUCUAUUUAAAAUCAAAAUCGAUAGGAAACCUGGUAUACCUCCUUUCGGGCCAUUGUUCGACGGUGCUAUCGUCAAUGGUAACAUACUCCCGUCAUUGGUGAGGUCGACUGCAAUAAAUGGAGGCAGAGCAAAGAGGUCGACAAUGCCUCUUUUUGAAAGACAUUAUGAGGAGAGAGGACGCUACAUUAACCAAAUAUCGGAAAAGCACGUCGAAGAAACUUCAUUUGAAAUGUUUGCCAAAAGCAUAGUAAACCCUUGUCGUGCUUACAAGAACAAAACAGGUAGAACACUUGAUGUAGAAGAUGGCUUGGUACAUCGAACAUUUAGUUUACCAAGCCGGCCAGCAGCAUCUUCAGAUCCGGUCGCCAUGUUGAAGUUGUUUGAAGCACAGGGGGACAAAGGUCACAGAAGCAGAGCUAGUAGCAGUGUAGACAAAACAAGAGAAAAAGGCGUGGUCUCUCCAGUUUCAUCAACUGAUGAAUCAAGCCAAGAUUUGGAAAUAGAAAAACCAAGAGAACGAAAGCGCUCUUUGUCGAAGAGAUUCAAGUCGGGCACACGGACUUUUUCACCAGCAGAACAAGAUGAUUCGGGAGCCACGUGACGUCAAUCUUUUUAGAUGUCUAUAAUUUGCAAUUCCUUUUGUCCAUUUUUGUCUCAUGUAUUAAAGCCAUGCUGUAUCUAAUACCCUCCUUUUAAACUCAUUACAAAAAUAUCAGUCUGACAAAUGAUAAAAUCCUUUGUUAUAAAAGCACCUUCCUCUGUUGCUCCGUUUGUCUGAAGGAAGUGAACUUUCAAAAAAAGUUUUGUCCCUUUUUAACAAUGAACACUGAAGGUUUUUGUCAUACUUGUGAAAUCAAGAAAUACUGAAAAAGUUCAUUCUUCUAAAAUAUGCUAGUUAGCUUCAUUAUCAAUCCUUGAUCCUGGUUUAGCUUGGCGUUCAGGUUUAAAACAACCUUGUAUUGCUUUAAAAUCGUUUUGUAACCCAUAAAGGCCAAAUACUUUGGAAGCCUGUGGUCAAUUGUGUUACGUUUAGAUCUACUUGCUUAUUAAACAGAGUCAAAUUUGGCUUUAAGGACCCAUCCACAGAUGCAGCAGGUCUGCUUUCAUAGCAAGCAUAAUGUAUUUUAAUCGAUCGUGGACAUCUAAACAAGGAGCUCUUCAGCAUAUAGUUUAUCUGAAACUUUCCUUAAUUUAUGAAUACACCAAUUUUCAGAGGCAUCUUGGAGCUAGGGACUUACUCGCAUGGAUUAUUAGUAAACAACUUUAUUUCACUGACCUUGUUAAGUUACACGAGGAACGAGAUACCGUAUGUGUGGCCAUUUCCAAGAAAUCUCAAGGAGGCCUUUUCAUAACAGAUUUCAGGGGCAUUCCCUUCCGCUUUUUGAAGAAGCUUGAUGUUUCAUCUCGAACUUUAAAAUUCAUCCUAAUUGUUUGUAUGCAAAUCAAGUUUUCUACGGUCCGGUGACAAGGACAAGUGCGUCCAAGUAAUGUUCUAACAUACUAGGUAGCUGUUUCUUCUAGUAUUUGUCUCCUCAUGUUUAUAUGAUAAAGUAAUACCAAGUUUCAUAGCACCUGUUCCCUAUCGAUACUUUCGUUUCCCUCCCUAGAUAUAAAUGUUAUUUUUGUUUGCAUCUUAGUAUAUUUCGCUAUUUUUUUCUUCACAAGCCAAGUCCUGUGCUUUUAUAUGAUAAGUCCAUUUUGUAUCUUGCCUUGACAAUGCCCUUGUUUUCCUCGCUUUACACACAGAAACUCUGUGCUGUUAUAAACAACUGAGGUUUCGUAAUCAGUGGACAUUCUUAAUCAUACCAACUCGCAGAAGUAUUGCAUUAUUCAGGAAUCUGUCUUUGCAAAUAUCAGUAAUUGUAUAUGUAGCGGAUUUCUAUAAAUUUAUUUUGUAAAGAAGUUUUAUUUCCCUAAUUGUAGUCAGAUUUGUAUUGACUGCGUAAGAGUUUUAAUGAUACGAGAUUAAUAAUUUACAUGCUUCGAGAAAUAAUGAUUGUAACAUGAUUCAUCAUAUAGAAUAAUUUUGCAUUGACGGGAAAAUUCAUUUUGUUGUAGCAUAUAUUCUAAAGAAGAUGCAAUGAAUAG